AUGAGUCCUCAUCAAUGGAACAGCAACUGCAUCACGGUCCGUGUGUGGAUCAAAGAUGAAGACUUGAAUCAAGCUCCGACUAUUGGUAUCGAGUCAGCAAGAAGAGAAAUUGUCCAGCCCUGGCAUGUGAAGAAGAACACUAAUGAAAUCCGAGUGUGGUGUCAUGACAGCUCUGAACAGCAUCGGCCACGUGUCAACAACACAGAAACUUUGUGGGAGCUGGUUUUCGACUGCGUGGACGCCGAGCUGUGGCGUCCCGUCACUGUGGACUACAACGCCAGGUCGCAACGCUGUAGCGUCACUUCCAUCCAUCCGGAUGCUGUGCCCAGCUUCUCUUUGUCUGUGGAUCAGGCAUCCAAAUCUAUCAAUGUCACCGUCGAGUCUGACAAAAAAGUGCAUGCCAGGUGGUGCUACAAGCGGACUGCACACCACUGUGUACAAGGCUCGCAUUCCAACCUCACCACAAUUGAUCCAGCUCAAUCACGCUCUGCUCUCCUCAACAUCCCAUACGUGCUUCCUUGUGUCUGUGUUCAAGUCUACUACAACUAUGAAGACCCCCCACGAAAAACGGUGUGCCCUUUACAAGCACACCCCCUGCCAAAAGUGGAAGACGUGUGGCUUUCCUCCGAGUUGACCCUGUAUGAGUCCAGUCUGACGUUGAGCGCCGAGUGUCCCGCCCGAAACUUUCCAAUCUUUACCUCCCUCUGUUGGAGGAUUCAGCAGGACUUCUGCACCCCCAUCGCAAACUCCACGCUGCAGGCGCGGCAACAAGGCCCAAACCUGGUCUACAAUACGUCUUUGGUGGACAAACACCCUCGCAUGUGCGUCAAGUUUUCCCUGCAAGGCAGCCACAAUAUCUCUUGCCCCUUCCUGCCUGACAUGUCAUUGUGGCAUGUUUACCUGGAGGCCCACCCACGCGCCCUGCUUGUGUACAUUAACUCUUCAGUCCCAGCCGUGUUCUCGGCUCAGCUCUGCGUACAGACCGAGAGGGGAUGUGAGUCCAGAGGGCCUGUCUGCUCCAUCCAAGCGGUGAGCGCUGAAUACAAGAUCCAAAUAAGCGUUCCUCUUGACUCCGUGGCGAUGCAAGCAUGUGUUCAGGUGUGGCGGACUUCUCCUGCCCUUCUUGGACAAAGGAUUCUGUGUCCCCACUACCAUCGUGAGCGAUGGGGUCUACAAAUGCUGGCAGCUUUGAUUCUUCUUAUUCUUCUGGUGUAUUUAGUUGUUUUUAUGCACUCUCUCAUCAAAAAAGGAGCAACAGAUUGGUUGUACAUCCAGAAGCCGGUGUUGCUGGUGUGUUCGUCAGAGCGUUCGUCUCACAUUUCAGCUACUUGCGCCCUGGCUUCUCUGCUUCGGGGGGAUCUGGGCGCCACGGUCCACGUGGCCCUGUGCGCCCCCAGCUCCCAAAGGCAGAUGGGCGCUGGGACCGGUGUGGCAGAUCUGGGGCCGCUUCCCUGGCUGUAUGGCCAGUGGGAGGCCGUACAGGAGGCGCGCGGAAAAGUCGUGAUUGUGUGGAGUCCCGAGGCCAACAGGACGUAUGGCGAGUGGAGGCGGUGUACGCGUGGUAGCGAAGAUGAGACACGUGAGCGUUUCAAAUGUGAUGUUGGGCGACGAGAAAAGCUUCUGAAAAAUGAUGAAGAAGAGUGGACAUCGCAGAACCUGCCUUCUGGUGUCAUUGAACCAGUGUUGGAGGCUGCUCUGGCCCGUCUGGAAGCAGCACUGCAACAGCGUAAAGGCGUGGAUGCGGCGUUCGUCUACUUCCGAGCCCUCGGAAGCAGAGAUGACAUCCCUAAAGUCUUCCGUGAUGUCCCCCGCUAUUGCUUACCUCGGGAUUUAGGUGGCCUCAUCCGGGAGCUUGGAGGACCGACGAGAACAAAUGGGACGUCUUGGUGGCGCUGCUGGCCCAGGCUGGUUGACAAAUGGGUGUCCACUUGGCUGGCUCGGCAGUUGGCCCACAGACUGCGGACACAGCUGCCUCCUGUGCAAAGGCCAAAAGGCCAAAGGUGA
Messenger RNA from Nerophis lumbriciformis (worm pipefish), 2004 nucleotides. The record is from RefSeq and is a predicted model, not a curated record. Lineage: Eukaryota; Metazoa; Chordata; Actinopteri; Syngnathiformes; Syngnathidae.